Messenger RNA from Asterias rubens (European starfish), 2205 nucleotides. Its product is annotated as TLC domain-containing protein 2-like. Gene Ontology annotation, biological process: plasma membrane organization; membrane assembly; regulation of membrane lipid distribution. The record is from RefSeq and is a predicted model, not a curated record. Gene Ontology annotation, cellular component: plasma membrane. The transcript is spliced from 4 exons. Lineage: Eukaryota; Metazoa; Echinodermata; Asteroidea; Forcipulatida; Asteriidae. Bases 224 to 1024 code for a protein of 266 amino acids.
ACGUUACGUGAACGAACUAGGCCAAGUUCGUUUACUUUUCUACCAACUUUCUCGUGUGUUUGUGUAAAUUUCAAAGCUAAAUUCUUAAUCAAGAGGCUGACGACGUAUGUUUGUUGCUUGUUUUGGUGAAACAAGUGGCUUGUUUUGACUCAAUUAUCGUACCCUCUUGCCUUGGAGUCCAAGUUGGCAAACAAAAAAAUCUGGACUGCCGGAGUCCGGAGAGAUGGAGCGUGGCGUGCGCCUCGCCAUGGGUUCAUUCGCCGAUUCUGACGGCAUGCCGACAUCCAUGUUCCAUGCCAGAAUGAUCUACACUAUCGUUGGUUCGACAAUUGCAUUUCAGUGCUUGAAUAUCACGCUAAACUUCACACCAGCACCGCAGAAAUACUACUCUGAACCUCGGUUUAGAUGGAGAAAUAUAUUGACUUCUUUUACACAUGCUAUGAUUUCGGGAUUUUGCUCGAUUUUCUGUUUGUACAGCUCUCCAGAACUACUUGAUGAUCUUAUCCGUAACGUGACUCCAAUGGGGGAAGUACUGGUUGCUAUAUCAGUAGGUUACUUCAUCUAUGAUGUCAUCGAUAUCCUUCUCUACCGGUCAGUCACAAACACCUGGCCCUUAUUAAUUCAUCAUACUGUUAUUUUGUUUUGCUUUGGUAUCAGCUUAUACCUCCGUUCCUACAUUGUGUAUUCGCUAGUUUCCCUAGCAGCUGAGAUCAACAGUGUUUUCCUUCACUUCCGACAAAUCCUUCUCAUAGUUAAUACGUCAAAACACUCCCCAAUUUAUCGAGCGAACAGUGCCAUCAACAUCGUGUCGUUUCUUUUUUUCCGUUUCGGUACGCUGGUUUGGAUGUUCUACUGGCUUCAGAGCCAUUAUCGAGAAGUCCCGAUUCUCUUGUAUUGUGUUGCUACGGUUGGACUUAUUACCAUGGUGAUUAUUAAUAUGGUGCUGUACAAGAGGUUACUUAUUAGUGACUUCAUCGCUCGGGGGGAUAAACUGAAAAAGGAAAAGAGCGUCUUGGAAAAGUAAAGAUGAACAAUGGAGGAGUGAGUUAGUUCUGAGGGAUGUGCGAUUUCAAUGAUGAACAUUAUCUGCAUGGAUCUUGCAUUGAUGUUAUCAUGCCGCCAUCUUCAGAGGAGCAAUAAUGACGAAACAAUGGAAACGCGCACCUACAUGUACGCACUUUGCACAGGAUAACCAAUGAGCAACUUUCUUUUAACCUCCAUGUGAGGGCGCCCUUCUCAAUUGAUGUCAUGCGCAUUUAGGAACAUGUGCCUUUGAUAUUCAAGAUAGUAGACACAUCACCAGCAACAAAUUUCAACACAGAAUAACAGUCCUGUUCAACAUGCUAUGCAGAACAUUCCUUAGCAGUAUUAGCUGCUUAUAUUUUUGCUUGGCAGUCAUUUCUAAGCAAUACUAAGAAAACCUUGUGGGGUAGCAUUGUUCCAUUGUUAAAAUUACCUCGCAAGUUGGUUUGUGUAUGGACACAGUAACAUAAGUGUUGACAUCGGGAAUGGCGCAACCACGAUUUAUCGCAGAGUCAGUCGACUUGCGUCAGUACAAAGUUAGCCAUCCGGUUAUCUUUUUAUCUAUGUCAGUGUUUCUAAUGUUAUGUUAUUCCUGCGAGUGUACUCCUAGUGUGAUAUUCUAUGCAUUUUUGUGUGAAAUUAACUGUUAACAAAUAUUGAUGUAGAAUACUGUAUUUGAUAUUUCUUGUAAAUGUUGAUGAAUUGUUUUAUAGAAUUCCCACCCUCCAUAUUUGUAUUCCAUCACAGCAUUUUAAUUUUGUUUUAAUUUUGAUAAAUUUUGUAAUUUUAAUGAAGAAAUUAAACAAUUUAAAUUAUAAUGAGACUAAUUUAUUUGAAACUUGUUCUGUAUUUUUACCCAGUUUCCUUUUGCAAUAAUGGUAAUGGUCUAAUCUUUUGAACCUAUCAGAGUGGUGUGUCUUGGCCAAGUGCUUGAACCAAGCUCUUGUGUUUCUGAUUGAGCAAAGUGUGGGUUCGAAUCUCGGUCUUUACACUUUGUGUUCAUCAGCAAGACACUAUUGUUUCGCCCUACAGACGUUUAGUUGUAGUUCUGUGUGUUGUGUAAUGCGUGUAGACCCAGUUACAUACAUUUUAUAGCUAAGAUAAGAGGUUAGCCCCUGUGUUUCUGUUAAAGGAACACGUUGCCGUGGAUCGGUCGAGUUGGUCUUUGAAAAGCGUUUGUAA